This is a messenger RNA of Boleophthalmus pectinirostris (great blue-spotted mudskipper), 1274 nucleotides long. RefSeq lists its product as uncharacterized. NCBI's taxonomy places the organism in Eukaryota, Metazoa, Chordata, Actinopteri, Gobiiformes, Gobiidae. Bases 4 to 1053 code for a protein of 349 amino acids. The record is from RefSeq and is a predicted model, not a curated record. The transcript is spliced from 8 exons.
ACCAUGAAUAUAGGUCUUCUACUUAUUUUUUCACUGACUACAGGUCGUGCAAUGGCAAUGUUGUUGCCAGUGCCCAACUGCUACUCAAAUAGUUUAUCUCCAAUGGAUAAAGAUCUUCAACGAAAAAACAACUAUAACAUUUCCAUCAAAGAAUACCAAUUUGGUAUUGGAUGUGCAGGAGGAUGGGUCAAGUUCAACUGUAAAAACCCUUGCGUUAGCUGCUUCCCAAUGGUCAGAACAAAAAAGAUCCCAAACGAGGCUAAAAAUGUUACUGUUGUUGUGGUUAAAGAUCUCCAACAAAAUGACAACUUUAACAUUUAUACUGGAAAACAUGAGCAGAAAAUACAAAUUGUGAAUUGCAGUCUACCGCAGAUUAACCACGUUGCCCCCAGUAAAUCACAGACUACAAUUGGAUGUGGCUUCCCGGCUUCCAGAGAAAAUGACCAACAAAUAUUUUUAUACAAAGAAACAAAUGAUUUUGAUCGUAAAGAUGUUAAAACAAUCAACAAGCACGCAAAUUACACACUGAACUCCACUGGUUUGUAUAUCACCUUCACUGAGGUCACUUUAGAAGACCAAGGCACGUACUGGUGUGUGGUACAAGGAGAUAACUUCAACUGGACUUACAGAAGAGUGUUUUUCACUGUUCAUGCAGACACAUCGACAGACCAGGACAACAUGCAGAGAAUGGUUCGGAUUGUAACAGGAGCGAUGAGUGUAACUGUGAUGUUACUGACGCUGGUUGCUGUCAUUAUGGUUCUAAAACAUUGCAAAAGAAGAAAUGACUCUUCAGAGUGGAAUAGAACGGAAGACAAUGUCUAUGAGGAGAUCCAGCAUCCAGACACAGGAGGCGGAUUGACCACGGUGUACGCCACAGCUGAGUCCUGUAAAGAGUCUCUUCAUUUUGUGAGGCUGGAUUUUGGAAAAAGUCCCAAAGCUCUACAAAGCCCAAACCAAGCGCCUCCCAUCAUGAAUACAGCGCUGUGUUCACUAAGAGGAAGGACAAAUGAACCAUGUCCUCCACAACAACAGGGAGAUGCACUCCAAUCUUAAGCCACAGUAGUAGAGGCUGUAUUUUUAUUUAUUUUUUUGUAUUAUUGAUUCUUUGGCUCAUUUUUACAGAUAAUUUCUAUAUUAUAGGUGCACUAUGCAAGUUUUCUGGUUGAGGAUCAUGAAAAUUUUCCACAGUAUAGUACCUUUUUUCUCACACUUUGAACCCUGCGGCUAAUAAAACGAUGCGGUUAAUAUAUGGACAGAUUAUUUGUUUGGCACAC